AUGCCUCAUUUUGAUGCUCAUCCUCUGGAUCUGUGGGAAGACGGAGUCCAGCUGAGAAGGGUUCGCGGUGCCCAAAGUGAAGACUCCAGCGAUGUGCUGUGGACGGACCAGAACCAGGAACAAGUCCAGAACGUCUUCAAAAGGUUCCUGUUUCAUUAUUCCAAAGGACGGAACUCUGUGGGGGCGCUGCAGCAGGAGCCUCAUUCAGUUCAUCCUCUGCUGCGGCUUUCACCCAAACUCUCCCAGAGGAGAAAGAAGAAGGUGAUUCUUCUGAAGAUCCGAGCUUUGCCCGAAGGGAUCUAGUGCGGCGGGAAUCUGACCGACGAC
Messenger RNA from Salarias fasciatus (jewelled blenny), 327 nucleotides. It is a transcript of the gene nms, whose product is annotated as neuromedin S. NCBI's taxonomy places the organism in Eukaryota, Metazoa, Chordata, Actinopteri, Blenniiformes, Blenniidae. The transcript has 7 exons. The record is from RefSeq and is a predicted model, not a curated record. The coding region runs from base 1 to 303 and encodes 100 amino acids.